UUAUUAUUACUGAAUGUGAAAUGAAACUUUGAAACUGAAACUUUCUGUUUUCUUACAGUAGGCCUAAAACUUUAUAUUAAAUGUAAAACUUUAUUUUAAAUGUCUGGCAGCAAAAGUUAAAACUUGCAGUCAUAAUAAAGUAAAUAAACGUUAGUUAUUCUACACGGUUUGUUAUGUACGAACAGUUUCAGGUGUUUAUAAUCUGUAGGAGAAGAGAAGAGACGUCUGGAACAACUGCAAAACUUUAAAACUUUUUCUGAUCUUUUAUUUCUCAGGAGAGGUCAGCCUGCGAUGUCUGACCUCUGACCUCUGAGACACAACUAGUGGAGGGAUGGAGGGAGGAGGAGAGGCUGAGACCUCCUCCAAACCCAGAAGAGCCUCGCCAGGAGGAGGAGGAGCAGGAGGAGCAGGACUAGGAGCAGGAGGAGGAGACACCUGCAGACAGAAUGGCAUCACCACCCAGAGGCUGGGGGCGGAGCCUCGGGAGGCGCUGCUCCUGGUGUACUCAGCUCCUCAGUACCAGGGUCACGUGGUAGUACCCCCGCCGCAGGAGAGGAGCAGUGGAGGAGGAGGUGGGGCUCCUCCUCAGCUCCUGAACCCAAGCGCUCUCCUCAACCACCAGGUGGUGUCAGACCCGCGCCUCCGGCCGGCCCCAGGCCUCCUCCUGUGUCCAGAAAGCGUCCUGCGAGCGUGGGGCGAGGCCGGUGGAGGCGACUGCUGCGAGACCACCUUCAUCGAGGGGCUCGGCCCCGACGCCUCCUCCUCCACCGCCUCCACCAAGGAGGCACUGCUGUUUGCUGAUGGGAAGUUUUUGGACUUUUGUGGAGAUGAAGCAAAGAUUCACACGCUAUCGUACGACAUCGACGAUGAUGACGAGUUCCAGGAGCUCGAGAGUGAUUACUCCAGCGAAUCAGAGAGCGAGGACGCCUUCCUGCUGAUGCCUCCCAGAGAUCACCUGGGCCUUAGUGUCUUCUCCAUGCUCUGCUGUUUCUGGCCGCUCGGCAUUGCAGCCUUCUACCUGUCGCACGAGACCAACAAGGCGGUGUCUAAAGGAGACUUCCACGCGGCGAGCUGCAGCUCCCGCCGGGCGCUCUUCCUCGCCGUGCUGUCCGUCACCAUCGGGACGGGGAUCUACGUGGGCGUGGCCGUGGCGCUCAUCGCCUACCUGUCCAAGAACCACCACUGGUGAGAUUACCCAUCAGCCCCGGGGCGGGGGCGUGGCCAGGGGCGUGGCCUGCAGGGACGGCCUCGGUCAGGUGAUCAUGGACCUCUGAACCAAUCAGAUCGCAGCAUCUCUGAGGACUCUUUAAUGAAUCUUCCAGUGUGAUUUUUUUCUUUUUAACUUGAAUCAGUAAAGUCAUUUUACAGUUUUAUUAUUUUUUCUAAAAGUGACUCAAACAAUAUUAUUAUUGAUAAAUCUCUUAUAUUUAAAUCUGAGAUGUCAGAUCUCCAAAUAUGGAUGAUGAUUCAACUUUUGUUGUUAUCAAAAGAAUAAAUAAAUAAUAAAUAAAUAAAUAUUUUAGGACUGAAGACACUUCAGAAAUCAAACGUAGAAAAAAUAAAAAAAUAUAAAGGAUUAAGUUUAGUUCUGUUACAGAAAUAAUGAAAGAAUUCAUUUUUAAAUCAAGAAACAUUUUGAUUGAUUUUCCUUCAACAUAAGUAACAAAACGAAUAAAUGUCUUUGAUGUUUAUAUGAAUAUUUUAUUGAUAUUCAUCAAAACUUUAAAAGAUAUUUUUCUGUUUUGUUAUCAUUAAAACGAUUCAGUUAUCAAUGAUUAAAAACUCAACAAACGACUGCUUUA
This is a messenger RNA of Centropristis striata (black sea bass), 1802 nucleotides long. RefSeq names its product synapse differentiation-inducing gene protein 1. Gene Ontology annotation, biological process: synaptic vesicle clustering; positive regulation of synapse assembly. Gene Ontology annotation, cellular component: postsynaptic density membrane; intracellular membrane-bounded organelle; synaptic vesicle membrane. NCBI's taxonomy places the organism in Eukaryota, Metazoa, Chordata, Actinopteri, Perciformes, Serranidae. The record is from RefSeq and is a predicted model, not a curated record.